UAAAUGUGAUUUCUUCCUUCAGGUUACUUAUCAUUUCGUUGAAGAAACCACAGAAACACUUGAGAAGCCUAAUAAAUAGUAAAAUGUAAUAUAUAUUUUCUCUUUUUUCCCCUCCAGGUUCCUGUUGCAUGUAAAUCUUGUCCCUGUGGUUAUAUAUUUAUUAAUAGAAAACUCCUAAAAGUAAAACAGUCAGAUAAAUCAUCACCUUUUACAGAAGUGAGCAAUACCAUGUCUUUGAAAGAUUUGCGAAUACUUUUCUUAUACGAGUUUAAACUCGGACACAGCGCAGCCACGGCCAGCAGAAACCUCGUCUCCGUCUUCGGAGAAGGCUCCGUGAGCGAAAGGACCGUCCGGUGGUGGUUUGAGAAGUUCCGUUCUGGGGACCUGAGUCUGAAGAAUGAGCCUCGCGGGAGACCCAGGUCGGUCCUCAAUGAAGACGAGCUGCGAGCCAUGGUGGAAGCGAACCCCAAGAGCGCCAUCCGGGGCCUCGCCGCAGACCUGGGCGUUUCUGCCACCACCAUUUCUCGACACCUGGCUGCCAUGGGGAAGGUGAAAAAGUUGGACAAGUGGGUGACAGCAGCUGAUGGAUGAUCACGAACAGGCGGUGGGAGAGACGCUCGCCCUUAAGAUCUGGAAGAGCAGAGCCUAUGAGAGCGUCCUCAGUGACAGCAAUGAAAGGGAAAGGGGUCUGGACAGUGGCUGGAUGUUGAUGAAGUUCCCCAACGUGUUAAAACCUUCCUUCUACCAAAAGAGGAUCUGGUAACGGGGGUCGGGGGGUGGGCUGUGUGUGUGUGUGCACACCGGGUGUUUCAACACUGCGUGCUCGCCCGAACUGCUUUCCCUGCUUAAACGAGCUCACAUUGCCCAGCAGCGGAACUCACGGACCCAGGCGCUCUACAGCACUCUGCGUUGGUCCGCAGACGUGGACUUGACCUGCCCAGGACAACAGUGGACCGCAGACGUCACAGACCGCCAUCAGGAGGCAAAGGAAUUUAGUGCGUCCAUCAGACUCACCUGGCCUUUUAAAACAGAUUCCCCCCUCCUUUGUCAUUUGUAACUAAGACACAGAACAUUCUCUGGUUGAGAAGCAGGAAUUGAAGGAAGUGAAUGUCUUAACAAGACUGGAUUUUAUAAAUGUAGUAUAUCAUUUAAUAUUGGGGGGAAGUUUAUCACUGGGAGAAAGCAGCUCAUACUAUUUGUGUAAAUUUUGGUUGAAUGAAGCUGUUGUUUUUCUCAAAAAAUAUAACAUUUUCAUUUUGACCUACAAAAAGGCAAUUGCAUAUGGUUCACCUGAUCGUCUCCUAAUCCCGGCAGAGCCCAGAGAUGGGAAGGCAUCAGGAGCCAAAGCCACAGCUGCUCUGAGGACUGCGGCUUCUUCCCGGGAGGGAUGUGGCGCAACCAGGGAGCGUGCGCGCGCGCGGGUGUGUGUGUGUGUGUGUGUGUGUGAGUGUGUGUGUGUGACUGUAUGUGUG
Molecule: messenger RNA, 1472 nt
Organism: Myotis davidii
Lineage: Eukaryota; Metazoa; Chordata; Mammalia; Chiroptera; Vespertilionidae
Product: histone-lysine N-methyltransferase SETMAR
Exons: 2
Coding region: 229-591 (120 amino acids)
Source: RefSeq, a predicted model, not a curated record